This is a messenger RNA of Pyricularia pennisetigena, 1548 nucleotides long. RefSeq lists its product as uncharacterized. Gene Ontology annotation, biological process: pyrimidine ribonucleotide biosynthetic process; 'de novo' pyrimidine nucleobase biosynthetic process. NCBI's taxonomy places the organism in Eukaryota, Fungi, Ascomycota, Sordariomycetes, Magnaporthales, Pyriculariaceae. The transcript has a single exon. Gene Ontology annotation, cellular component: cytoplasm; mitochondrial inner membrane. Gene Ontology annotation, molecular function: dihydroorotate dehydrogenase activity. The coding region runs from base 1 to 1548 and encodes 515 amino acids. The record is from RefSeq and is a predicted model, not a curated record.
AUGGCAUCUCACGCUCGCAUUCUGCGCCUCGCUCGCUCCACGCCGUCAUCUUUCCACAAUGCCGGACGACUUCGGUUCCAGCCCGCACGACGACAUGCCUCGACAGCCUCUUCCUCCCCCGAGACUCCGGUUCAAUCUUCUGUUCUUAGCCCAGGCGCCCGCGUCUUCCUCUACUCUGCAGCAACAGCAGUGACGGCAUUCGCAACGUACCUUUACGCGACCGACACCCGCGCCAACCUCCUGCAUCGGUACAUCGUCCCGCCGCUGCUGCGUACCCUUGUGCCUGACGCCGAGGAUGCCCACCACAUCGGCACCGCGGCCAUGAAGGCCAUGUUCGACAUGGGACUGCACAUCCGCGAUCGCACCGUCUCCUCGGACGAGCCUUUCCUAGGCGUCACCGUCUUCGGCAAGAGGCUGUCUAACCCCAUCGGCAUCAGCGCCGGGCUCGACAAGGAUGCCCAGAUCCCCGACCCCCUCUUCGCCGUUGGCCCGGCCGUCGUCGAGGUGGGCGGCAUCACCCCGCACCCGCAGCAGGGUAACCCGAAGCCCCGCGUCUUCCGCGUCCCCACGCUCGAGGGCAUGGUCAACCGCUACGGGCUCAACAGCGCAGGCGCCGACGCCGUCGCCCGCACACUCCGUGCUCGCCUGCGAUCGUUUGCGCGCGCAAACGGCCUGACCGAGGCCGACGUGCUGGAGGGUCGCGCUGGCGUCCCCGUCGGCUCUCUGACCCCCGGCCGGUUGCUGUGCGUGCAGGUGGCCAAGGCCAAGGAGACGAACGAGGCAGACAUUGAGGCGGUCGCGAGAGACUACACGCGAUGCGUCGAGCGGCUCGCCCCCUACGCCGACGUGCUCGUCGUCAACGUCAGCAGUCCCAACACUCCCGGCCUGCGGGACCUGCAGCGCUCAGGCCCGCUGGCGAGCAUCCUGUCGGCUGUUGUGGGCGAGGCCAAGGCCGCGGCGGCUCGAUGCGGAAGGGCGGCCGACCCGCCCCGGGUCAUGGUCAAGGUCUCGCCCGACGAGGACUCGGACGUGCAAGUCGAGGGUGUCGUGGAGGCCGUCUGGGGCAGCGGCGUCGACGGCGUCAUCGUCGGCAACACGACCAAGCGGCGCGACGUUAUCCCGCCCCGCGUGUCGCUGUCCGGCAAGGAGGUCGAGAACCUGCACGAGACGGGCGGCUUCUCGGGACCGGCCCUGUUCGACCGCACCGUUGCGCUAGUGGCCAAGUACCGCAAGGCGCUGGAUGGGCAUUCGUUUAGCGCCGGAGCCGGUCGUCCUGCCGCGGCGGCGGUCGAGGCGGGCGCCAAUCUGGAGGAGGUCACCGCUCAGGCUGGCGCUGCAGCCGUCGUUGUCCCGCCGCCGACCAAGAAGGAGCGGGACGAGCAAAAGGUGAUCUUUGCUACAGGUGGCAUCACCAACGGGGAGCAGGCCUUGGCAGUGUUGAACGCGGGCGCCAGCGUGGCGAUGGUUUACACGGGGAUGGUGUACGGCGGUGUUGGCACGGUCACGAGGAUAAAGAGCGAGAUGAAGAAGCAACUGACGCAGAGCUGA